This is a messenger RNA of Trichomonas vaginalis G3, 347 nucleotides long. RefSeq lists its product as uncharacterized. NCBI's taxonomy places the organism in Eukaryota, Parabasalia, Trichomonadida, Trichomonadidae. The record is from RefSeq and is a predicted model, not a curated record. The transcript has a single exon. The annotation marks the transcript as partial.
AUGUCUAGUGAUUUCGCUAUCUAUAUUCGAGACAAGCUUUUUGACUCUAAAACUUCUGUCGACCAUAAAAUCUUACAUAGUGUAAACAAGAAAGGUGAAUUUGUUCUAAAGUUCUGUUUCUGGGAAUAUGACAAGAACCAUAAAACAUUAGGCAGAGAAGUCUUUAAGUUUGUCAAUGACAGACUUGUUGACAGAGAUGACGCCGAUUGGAAAGAUGAAGUCCAACAAAAGUUCUUAGAAUGCAAAGAAGGCACAUGCGCUGUUCUUGAAGAUGAAAUAGAAAACAGAAUAGAAGAGCUAUUAAAGGACAAAGAACUUUUACAUAAAUAUGGUUGCGCCAAAUUUGA